Molecule: messenger RNA, 2650 nt
Organism: Beta vulgaris subsp. vulgaris (sugar beet)
Lineage: Eukaryota; Viridiplantae; Streptophyta; Magnoliopsida; Caryophyllales; Amaranthaceae
Product: BTB/POZ domain-containing protein At3g03510
Exons: 4
Coding region: 789-2498 (569 amino acids)
Source: RefSeq, a predicted model, not a curated record
UACAUUAUUUUCUUUUUUCGAACCUUUUGCCUUUGUUUCAGCUAUUGCCGAGCUCAAAUCAGAAAAAAGGGUUACUGUUUCAUUGAUAUUCUAGAUAGAGGAGAGAGUUUCUCUCUCUAACCCCAUUUUCUUGUUUCUCUUUUUUAAACUCUUACUUUUAUGAUUAAAAGUUGGUUGAGAUGGUAAUUGUGUCAUGUAUAAUAGCAAGAGGUCACGUGUUCAAAUCUUGUUGCAAGCUAAUUUAACAAAGUCAUAGUGUAUUGAUGGUUAAACUCUUCAUUUUCAUUUUUAGGGUGAUCCUUGUCUUGGGAUCCUCCCUAGUUUGUUUUUCCGGCUAAAAAAAAAAUUCUUUCAAUCACCAUAAAUUUUAAUUGAAAUAAAAAAAUCAAUCAAUAUAUAUAAUAUUUCACAAAUUUGGCGGAGUAUAUUUAAACAGUCCGUCUCUUGUCUACUGGGAGAUCUCUAAAAAAAAAGUUAAAAUAAGUUUUCAAGUUCCUAACAACAAAUUCAAAGUUCAAACGGUAAGGCUGACCCAAUAACCACCAGUCCUGAUUCCUUGUUAUAACAGAUUUGGUUGCGCCUACUUUCUCUCGCCCACUAAACUCAAAUUAACACCCGUCAUCACUCAUUCUCAUCCUCUCCAUAUUAUCUCUACUCUUUAGUUAAGCCUUUCCAACUAUAUCAUCUCCAUUGUUAAGAUCACCACUCCCGGAUAACCCCAUUACUGACCGACACCUCUUGGGUCCGCUACCAUUUCACAACCGAAACACCUAUAUAACUAAAAGUUCAUGAAUUUGCAUAGCCAAAGGGCAAACUGCAAGAUGGUUCUACCUAGAACGCAAGAAUCAUCAUUUUGGUGUUCAAAACAUACAAAUUCAUCAAAUAACCUACAAUUAUUAUGCAAUGCAUCCAUCAAAUUUGACAAAGGACUGCUAGCUAAAAGAUCGGCCAUCAUAGCUUCCUUGCUUGAAGAAAACCCUGAUGAAGACGUCUAUGCCUUCCUCAAAGAAAUACCAUCAGAACACGAAACCUUAGAACUCAUAGCAAGAUUUUGCCACAACUUCGAUGUCAAGAUGACGUCGGACAACAUUAUAUCCCUCAUCUGCGUCUCAAACCAUCUCAAGAUGACCGAAUUUCACAGUCCUAACAACUUACUGAACAAUGCCAUCGCUUUCUUGCAACAAAAUAUCCUCCCUAGUUGGGACCAAAUCAUAAGAUCUCUUCGAGCAUUACAUGGGCCAACAUUCGAGCAGGCCGUGAAAAAUGGGCUUUUUAAUAUCUGCAUAGAAGCUCUUACGGAACAUGUAGUAUCCGACCCAACUCGUCUGGCCCAGCCCAUCAUGGUUGAGUAUGCCAAUAAUAGCAACAGGCCAAUGAUUGAUAAUAGUAAUGUGACAAGGAGAAAGCUUUUUGCUGAAGCUGAUCAUUCAGAAACUUCAUUAUGUUUUGAAUCACCAUCAGAAGACCUAACUUCAUUGCCACUGAGAAUGUAUGAAUCAAUCAUUGAAGCAAUGUCAGUACAGAAGGUCCGACAAGAGAACAUCGCCGGAUCCCUUUACCGGUGCCUAAAGCGAAACGAAGCUAACAGAGAAGCAAUUGAAAUGGUUGAGAGACUGUUGCCAGAUAAUACUUACACCAGCAAGAAUACUAAAUACUCACUUUACCCCAAUACAAUCUUGUUGGAUAUGUAUGCCUCGGCAGUUUCUGUAGAGGCGAGUUCGGAAUGCCUAGCUUCCUUGGAAAAUCGAAUAGGCAAGGACUUAUAUCGCAUCACAAUAGAGGAUCUCCUUGCCUUAGACCUCGAUGUUGAGAGCAUAAGGCGGAUUUUAAAGGGUUAUUAUGGCAAUUUCACCGACCAUGACUCAUCAGGAUUAGUAGCAGUGGCGGAGCUCAUGGAGGAGUACUUGUUGAAUGUAGCGAAAACGAGGGAAAUAGACGUGAUGAGCUUCAUUGAGAUAACGGAGAUGACAAGUUCAGCCUCGAAUCUAGGGAAUUACCGUUGCUCAGAUGGGAUUUACAAUGCCGUGGUUGCUUACUUGGAGAAACAUAAGGAGUUAAGUGAGUCAGCAAAAGAGGAAAUUUGUAGGGUGUUGGAUUUUCAGUUGAUGUCACCAGAGGCUUGUAAGCACGCUGCCACGAAUCGAGUGUUACCGUUAAGAGUGGUGGUGCAAGUACUAUUUGAGUCUCAGCUGCAGUUAAGAGAUAACAUUAGCAAAGCCGUGUGCGAGUAUCGUAGUAAUAGUAAUGUAGGAGAUGAAGGGAGGCGAGCGGACGAAGAGAUCAAAGUAGUGGAAGAUGAGGAGUGGGAAAAUGAUGAAAGGGAGGAGAUUAAAGAGUGUCAUGAAAAGAAUUGUUGUGAGAAGAAGGGGAAGAAGAAGGUGAGUUUAUGGAAGGGAAUGAAGAGAAAGUUUGGGUGUAUGGGAAGUAGUGAUUAUGAGACUUUGCAUGGUUGUAAUUGCCAAACUACAAAGAAGAACAAGAAGAAGAAGGGAGUCUAAUUAGUGCUAAUUUUGGUUUAGUUUUGUUUGAUUACUUGGUAAAAAAACGGGCUUUUUAGGCACUUUCUGAAUUGGACUUGUUGCUGGACUAAAAUGCCAAGUUCAUGUAUUGAAUCAGUGAUUAUUAGCUGAGUUAUAGUUAAUUUUAUUUA